AAUUUUCCGGGUCAUUCCUAAGCUAUAGUGAGAGCCUGACCCAUUUCCGUCCUUUUAUCAUUUUGGUUCGAAAAAACGACCGAUAAGUAGUAGUCUCUCGUGUUGCUGGUUUGAUCUCGAGCUCCAAAAGGGAGAAGAAGAAGACAAUAACCAAAAUAAGAAAUCAAAUUGCGCAAAAAUGAGGCGGCAGGUACAGUAUGCUGAUCCUGGUGCCAAUGCAUAUGCUGGUGCUCAGAUGCAGCGUAUUUCUGCUCAGAGGAUGGAAAACAGGUCUGAUACUGAUCAUUUCCAAGGACGACUAGAGGCCUUCACUCCUGAGAGAGAGCGCCCAUAUGCAACUUUAAAAGCAGAAGGACAAUGGAGAUGGGAAAGAGAUGAAUCAAAAGUUUCAAAUCCGAUGGCAUCACAAAGUUUCAGUGAAGGUCAAGGGGUUGAUGCAUCAAGAUCCUAUUUUCAGGGAAAGGGGCCAGGGCCAGGACCAGAGCCAAAACUAGCAUUAGAGAAGCAAGGCGUUAAUGAUCCUAGAUUUGGACCACAUGAAGGAGACAUGCAAAAUGGCUUUGAAGAAAAACCUUUGUUGCAGACUUUUGAAGGAAUUGAGCAGAAAUUCCUUGAUGACAUUGUAAAACUAGCCAAGGAACAGAAUGACACUGAGGAUGCAGAAAAUGCCAGACACAGAGAGAAGUUAAAUGCGAUAAAUAAUCAGUAUCAAGAACAACUAGCAGCAUUGCGAGCCCGACAUGCCAGCCGUAGAGGUGAGUUCCUCCGCAAGGAGUCACAUGCACGACAACAACAAUAUCAACAAAACAUGGUGGACCGUUAUCCCAGCAGUGGCAUGGGCCCUGGUGAUCCUCAUGGUUACAGUGGAGUUGCAUCCUCAGCUGUUAUCAAUGAAGCUCACCGAGCCUAUAACACUGAUAAUUUUGAAUCAUACAGGGAACGGGCUCGAUUUCUUGGGGGUUCCAGGGAUCAAGGAUUUGAGACUAGAAGUCCAUAUCAUGGGGGCCGUGUUUACGACACUGGCACACGCUACUACUAGUAGAUGUGGUUAGUUUAGUUUUACUUAGCUGCUACUCCCGCUUUGCUGUUUUCUAGUAAUGCUUCCCCUCGCUUAUGCAUGAAAUCCUAGGAAAGGCUUUAUUUCAAUUUUAUGUUACGACCUAAAUUUUUAAGACUUUUAAUUAUAGUCUAUGCUUGUGUCUCCGCAUGAAAUUGAUUUUACUCAAUUUAUAAGUAUCAAAAGCAGAUAUGGCCUUCAGAGUUGGAUUA
Molecule: messenger RNA, 1269 nt
Organism: Hevea brasiliensis (rubber tree)
Lineage: Eukaryota; Viridiplantae; Streptophyta; Magnoliopsida; Malpighiales; Euphorbiaceae
Exons: 4
Coding region: 179-1039 (286 amino acids)
Source: RefSeq, a predicted model, not a curated record